This is a messenger RNA of Patiria miniata (bat star), 2530 nucleotides long. RefSeq lists its product as uncharacterized. Gene Ontology annotation, cellular component: membrane. The record is from RefSeq and is a predicted model, not a curated record. The transcript is spliced from 4 exons. Lineage: Eukaryota; Metazoa; Echinodermata; Asteroidea; Valvatida; Asterinidae. Gene Ontology annotation, molecular function: wide pore channel activity. Bases 28 to 1113 code for a protein of 361 amino acids.
UCGUACUGAACCGGCCAAGACAGCAGCAUGCCUUUCGGAUUAUUGAUAAUGUUUGGCUGGAAUAUUUGGUUUAAUCCUUCAGUCCUGCUGAUCGCUUCACUGUCCGGGAUCAAGGCCAGUCGUGGUUUAGGCGGAGUGACCACUUCGCUGGAAUGCGAGUCGAUCUCGGGCUGGUGCAGCGUCGUCGACUUCGCCAUGACGGGGCGCGUUUACCGCAGCACGCUGGCCAGCUCGCACCGGCUCUGCUGGGGCGCGUGUGAGGUCCAACCACGCUGCCUCUCGGCGAACUACGCCCUGCAGAACGGCACGUGUGAACUCCUCGAUGCUGCUUACUACGAUCAUUCGGAUGACAUCAGGGAAAGGCGUGGCUGGGUGCUCUCCUACUCUCGAAAUAACACUCUUGGGUGCGGACGACGGCCAUUGCAAUCGACUCAUCAGGACAAAGAGUCAAGUGGUGCAGUGGGUUGGCCGUUGGGUACCUACGGUUUACCAAUGCCCAUCGCUGGUUGCCCGGCCAACGCCAGUUUUACCUGGCAGACUGGCUCCCGUUUUCACGAUACAGAGAACAGCGAAUCUAACAACGAGUGGUCGCCCGACAUACACCUGAAGCAGCCGUAUGAACGGAACGACAUGAUGCAACACUUUUGCAUGAAGACCGUGAAACGUUCGGGCGCCAGUGAUCGUAGCUGGCCCCCUGGCAAAUACUGCGUGUUUCGGUACGGGACGACCUGCCCAGAAGGAAUGUCGAGCGGUUCUAUAUACUGGGAUGACCAAGAUGGGGGCACCAACCGCAAGAGCGGCACCCUCCCGUCGGGAACGUACCGUGACUCCGACACUCGUAUCGAUUACUGCUGUAUGACAACCGGCGACCUAUCCCAACCCAUCGACCUCCCGUCCAGUGGGGGCUCAUUCUAUCUUUUCCCCGUCAUGUCUGAUAUGCCCGACGUACAGUGCCAGCGGGUACACGGUAUGAUUUUUUCGGUGGAAUGGUUCAAGUGGGACAACGAAGACCACCGUAGCACGUCGCCCCCGGACGGGGCACACCCGUACUACCAAAAAGUCAGCGGGCCAAAUAACUUCAAGAUUUAUUACUGCUAUUACCGAGCUCUGUAGAUCCGUUGACCGAAUGCAUAAUCCUCUUUAAGAAAAACCCUGGGUGAUAUAGUCUGAGUAUUAUCCGUUGUCAACGGAGCCCAUCUCCGGUAGAACGUCUGAAUCUAAGCAUGCGUGACGUCAUUUCAUUCCGAAAUUAGGACUAAGAUUGUGAUUGGUCAAUAGCACUGCCCGAUCAAAAGUGAUAGUCAGUCAGAGAGUCAGUACAUGUACUCAGAUAAGUAUAAGGAGGACACCAGGCCGGCUCGCGAAAUUUCUUUUCCCAAACGAGAUCGGACAAUAUCAAAAGAGGGCGCUCUCUCUGCGUUAUGACAUAUUCAUGAUGUCCAGGGAAAUUAGAGAAUAAGUUAUAUAACAAGGAAUAAUAGUGUUUAAAUCACCAAUGAUUGGCAAUUCAUUCGUGGACCGGUUUGAGGAAGUCCUGACUUCUAAUCAGGUGAUCCGAGUUCGAAUCUCAGUGAGCGCUUUUCACUUCUUCACAUUUUACCUAUUAAAUAAGUAAAGUGAUGAAGAAACAUUUCUCACAAGCCGUACAGCCUAUCUUGGGUUUGUGUUAUGGAGAACAAGGCAUUAGAUAUGCAUGUAAUGGACCAAUCAGAAGAAGGAAAGCGGAUGUCGUUUGGGAAAAAAAGAUUCGCGGCCGGCUCUCUGUGUGACGAACAAAAAGUAAAGCUGAUCAAACUCAAAUUAUAAACACAAGACAUUGCACGUUCGUCACGACAUUAUUACUGUCUUUGUUCACAGUGUUGUGCAAUUUAUUGUGACCUUAGAAAUGUAUAUACAAAGCAUGCGCUACAUGAAAUUAUUUCGUUUGAAGAAGAGAUAUCGAAGUGUUAGUUUCAGAUAUUAACAAAAGUAGUGAUGAGUUAAACAAUUUAUACAAAUAAACUUUGCACUUUUUAGUAUCUUUUGACACAAGUGAUUAACGUUAGAAAAAAAAGUGAAAAGUGUUCAUGUCACAUUUUUGUAAAAUAAUCUCUGAAUGUUUUUUUCUUAAUAAUAAAUAUAUUUAUCUUUAAAUAUCUAUGUUUAAAUGUAAACGAUGGAUCGGCUUGAAAAUUGAAAUUUUGAUUUCAUAUACAUGUAUCAUGAAAUUAACCUAAUUAUGCAGGAAAAACAUGCUAUGCCUGAAAAAAGGGUGAUUUCGAUACGUUUCUGUGAAGGUAUAGUGUUACAAAAUUUAGGGCCUUGCAACUUGUGACUGGUUACAAGUAAUCUAGGAAGAAAUUUCGAAAACAAAAUGCUUUGUUUCUGUCAUUACACGUCACAUCUAGACCUUCACAUAUUAUGUGCCAUUUCUGUGAAUUUUUUUGUCAUUUUUAGAACCGUUUUCUAUGUUGUAUAUAAAAAGAUACCAGUUAGUAGAACUUAUGCAUAACUAUAGGGAAUGGUAAGUGCCAUCACCCUCUAAAUAUCU